Molecule: messenger RNA, 2091 nt
Organism: Naumovozyma dairenensis CBS 421
Lineage: Eukaryota; Fungi; Ascomycota; Saccharomycetes; Saccharomycetales; Saccharomycetaceae
Gene: BSP1
Product: Bsp1p
Exons: 1
Coding region: 1-2091 (696 amino acids)
Source: RefSeq, a predicted model, not a curated record
AUGACCACAUCAAGGACAUAUGAUCCUGAACUAGAAGGCUUUAUAAAGAGGGUUGAAGAAAGAGAUCGAGCAAGGCGACAAAAGCAGUCAUCUAGAAGCCCCCCUCCAACUAACACUAAGCCAGUAAGCUUGAGAAUAAAUAAGACUGAAGAUCUGAAUAAGAACUCAUAUGAUGUUGAUAACGAGUCUUUGAUGUAUAGUAAUGAAAAUUUAGCAUAUAAAUCUGCAUAUAAUUAUGAGAAAAUGUUCUCCCCCAAGAGGUCACAUUAUUCAUUAGAGGAUUUGGAUUUAGAAAGAUCGCCAGUAUCAAAAUCUAAAUCUAGAUCAAAUAGAUCAGAAAAGUCUUUAUCGAAAACGUUUGAAGUUUCUGAAGAGGAUUAUUAUUUAUUACAACAAUUAAAAUCUGGGGAUGCAUUGCCCGCAAUAAAAAGAACCAUUGAAACAAAACCAGUUUCUCUACCCACUAGAGGACAACCUAGAGAGUAUCGUAAUACUCAAGGAUAUAAUACCUAUGUUGUGGAGGAGUCAGAUUCCGAUGAUAUGCCUCCUUCUUUACCUCCCAGAAGGGCAAAGCAACAAGUUGAUACAUCUCCAUUGAAAGACAAUAAAUCAAAUAGAAGCCCAUUGAGCAUAAAUAGGGACAUCACUAAACUGCAGGCGGAUGGCAAUAUAAAGCAAACGAUUAAGGUAAAAGAGGCUUUCAUCAGUAAUGAGUCACCUCUAACACCUGUUAGAUCAAAGGCUGAACCCACGACAUUGACAAAGAAAUCUAAAGGGCAUGAACUACCUCCAAAGGCUUACACAGAAGCAAUCAUCAAGGACAGUAAACCCAAGCUCACUCCAGAUUUAAAAGAUAUUCCCACUCCGGGAAAGAGUAACUUACAAGUGGGAGAUUCUAAACCAACCGGUAAACCAGUUACAUUCCUCAAUUCUUUGGAAAAUAAUAAAUUGACAGAAUCAAAUCCUAACACUCAUAGUACAAUUACUCCUUUCAAAAUUGAAUCUAGCCAUAUUAAUUAUCUCGACUCCAAUCAUUUGAAGAAGAACUCACCUUCAUUAAUUCCAUCGCGGACUACCAAACCAAGUUAUUCUCCGGCAUCAUCCCCAACGAAGAUACCAAGAUCUGAUAGUUUUAUUAACUCAGCAUUGAAAUCCAUGGAACCUCUUCCAGAACAAUCUAAAGUUCUAAAGAAACCAUUAUUACCUAAGAAACCAAAGGGAUUACAACAAACGAGGAAGCUUUUUAACAAUAGUCAUGAUGAUGGGGACGAAGAAAAAAAAGAAGAAAUACCUUUGAAAGAAGAGUUUAACAAUUUAAAGUUAAAAUCUGUGGAAAAGAGUAAGCCAAAAGUUCCAUAUAAAGAUGAAAAGUUAUCGAUCCCUAAGUUACGUGAAGUCAAAACAAUGAGUGUCCUUGAUGAUAAGAUUAAGGACAAAAGAUCAACUGACGAUAUAUCGUCUAGUUCAGCAGUGUUACAAUCUCGGACCAAGAAGAAUAUUCCACCGGUAGUACCCAAGAGGAAACCUUCAUUACCAGAAGCAUUGAAGAAAAUGGAGAUGUUAAAUAAAGCAAAACUUGAUGAAGGUGACAAAACCACUGAAAAGAGUAAGUUAGAAGAAAUACCAGAAGCUUUAAGAAGACAUCAGAAUUUGCAAAACAAAAAGAGAGAGAAACCACCUGUACCGCAACGGAAAACUUCUUUACCAGAAGCUUUAAAGAAAGCCAAAUUAUUGAAUAAACGCAUGCAAGCUCCAGUUGUGAAAGAAGAUGAUGAUAAAAGUAUUACAGAUGAAAUAGAUGUUGCUAAAUAUCCAGAUGAAGAAGAUGCUGCUUCUAAACAAGAACCUCUUACUUUAAAUAAUAAACUAGAACAAGUCUUGAUGAAUCAAAAAUUAAGGUCAAAUUACAAUAACACUUCAUCGGGCGAUAACUAUACACGUUUUGGUACAAGAGGCUUGAAUCAUGCUUCUACAGCACCAGAAUCAACUACUACUCACGAUGGAUUGAAUACUCAAGCAAAGACCCUGACACAUUUAAACAAGAAAAGAGCUCGUGGACCCAAGAGGAAACCACCCACUCAUGUUUCUUGA